CUGUUGGGCUCAUAUCCCUCCCCUGAUUACCAAUGGACUACACCUGGUCCCCAAACUGAAGGAGGUUCCUCUGCAGUGCAGGACAUGUCGGCUGACUCAACACCAAAAUAAGCUGUUUAAACCAAAAAGAUGUCUGUGAAGAACAAGUUCUGCCUGAAAAACAGGAGUGUGGCUUCAGGAUGGUGAAGGAGGAUCCAUCGAAGAGGAAGACCAGGCUCCACGGACCCUCUGGCGUCUCCUUUUCCUCUUUGACACAGACACCUCCCUGUAAAAAGGAAGAGGAAGACUCACUGACGCCCCCACAUUAAAGAGGAAGAGGAGGAACACAACAUCAGUCCAGAGGGAGAUCAUCUUGAAGGACUGGAGGAGUUCCCAGUGACUGGUGUCCCUGUGAAGAGUGAAGAUGAUGAGGUGAAAGGUGAAAGUGAGGAGAGGGGAGGGGGGGAGCCUCCAAGCAGCAGCUCAACACAACACAUGACAACAGAAGCUGAUGGAGACCACUGUGGAGGAUCACAAGCAGACAAGCUCUUAGCUCCACUAUCAGAUAGUGAGGACACAACGUCACACUCUCCUGACACUGAUGAUGAAGACUCUAAAGAUGAUAAGACAUGUCACACUGACAACACUCACUUCACAUGUCCUCACUGUCACAAAACUUUUAAAUACCAUUGUCGUCUGAAAAGACACAUGAGAACACACACUGGAGAAAAACCUUAUGUCUGUUCAAUCUGUGGUAAAGGUUUUGUUGAAAAGCAGAGUUUGAAAAAACACACAAUAUUACACACUGGUGAAAACCCUUUUAUCUGUUCAAUCUGUGGUAAAGGUUUUGUCGAAACUCACAAAUUGAAAGAACACAUGAGAACACACACCGGUGAAAAACCUUUUUCUUGUUCAAUCUGUGGCUUAUCUUUUUCAAGGAAGCAACAUUUGAAAGUACACAUGAGAACGCACACUGGCAAAAAACAUUUUUCCUGUUCAGUCUGUGGUAAAGGUUUUACAAAUGGUCACAAUUUGAAAGUACACAUGACAACGCACACUGGAGAAAAAUCUUUUAUCUGUUCAAUCUGUAGUAGAGGUUUUGUUCUAAGUAAAUAUUUGAAAGUACACAUGAGAAUGCACACUGGAGAAAAACCUUUUUCUUGUUCAAUCUGUAGCUUAUCUUUUUCAAGGAAGGAACAUUUGAAAGUACACAUGAGAAGACACACUGGCAAAAAACCUUUUUCCUGUUCAACCUGUGGUAAAGGUUUUACACAAAGUCAGAGUUUGAAAAUACACAAGAGAACACACAUUGGAGAAAAACCUUUUUCUUGUUCAAUCUGCGGUAAAGGUUUUACACAAAGUCAGAGUUUGAAAGAACACAUGAAAAUACACAGUGUAGAAAAACCUUUUUCUUGUUCAAUUUGUUGUAAAGAUUUUUUAAAUCGACAGUCUGUGAAAGUACACAUGAGAACACACACUGGUGAAAAACCUUUUCCUGUUCAAACUGUGGUAAAGGUUUCACACAAAGUCAGGAUGUGAAAAAAACAAGAGAACACACACUGGCGAAAAAUCACAUUCCUGUUCAAUCUGCAACAGAAGCUUUUGUUGACGAUCAAAGCUUGUAGCACACAUGAGAAGACACCCAGGAGAGAAAGUGUUGAGUUGCAGUGUGUGUGGUGAAAGAUUGUCUUCUAAGUACCAGUGUAAGAAACACAAGUGUGCUGGUGAGAACAGCAGCAGCAAAUGAAACUGCAGGAUUUGAAAUAAACUGUCCAGACUUUUAUUUUGACUUUCUAACAACAUCAGCACAUCAAUCAAGUACAUGCAUUAAUGUACUUUUAUUAAAUAUUGAACAAAAUAAUUUGACCGAAAAUGUGAGUGUAAACAGUACAAGACAUACUUUACAUACAAAAAACAUUUUAUUUGUAUAUAUAUAUGCAUAAUACAAUUUUAGACUUAUUCAUAAUAGUUUUUUAUAGGCGUUUGAAAUAUUGAAGAAUUACAUAUUUGUAUUUGUAAUUGUUGAUAACCCCAUAGAUUAUCACCUUUAUAUGAUAUACAUAUGUACUGGUUCACAUCUGAAACAUCUUCUGGACCACUUCAGGAAGCAUAUUAUUAUUUACUUUAUACAUCAUUUAAACAGUUGUCUUUUAUACAAUUUUAAAAUGUGUGACUUUAUGAAUCAUUUGUUGGGUCUCUAUAAUCCAUGUUAUUAAUUAUCUUUUUUACUCUCUUUUGUAAUAUGAUGAUUGUGUUGUGAUUAUUUUAUAUGUAUGUCCCCAGACCUUUAUGUAAUAUAAACGUGAGAGAAAAUGGCAGAUUAUUUUUGUGAAGGGAUUUUUUUUUUUACAAACUUACAUUUGUGGAAAUAUCAAAUAAAUCCAGUAUUGUGUUUGAAACAUUUUUAUGGUUGUUUUUCUUUUUAACAUCCCCAAAACAAUAUCAAUAUCAAUCAAAGUUUGUCGUUUUGGCAAAAGCCAAUAUUAUACAUAGAUUUACUUUGCAUACAUUCCCUAUCACAGAACGAACAAGUGUUGUCUUCAAUUGCAAUUCAAUAUCCUAAAAAUGAUUUUAAGUGGUCAAUUCCGGGGUUGUUUUUUUUCCAAAAUGAACCCCUUUGCCUUUGGAAGAUUGGAAACUUUCAAGUUCUAUUUUUUUUAAUAUACUAUUGAAGAAAUAGUAAAUAAUUACAAAAGAUGGUAUGCUGUAUUUAGAAUGUUUUUUACAAAAGCCUUUUAUUUUUAGUAAUUAUUUUUAUUUGCAGGAUGUAGUUAAUGAAAUCUUCAAUUCAUAAAAUACUUUUCUCACUCAAUAAGUGCAUAAGCGACCAAAUGCCUUUUUCAAACCAUUGCUGUACAAAGAUGGAUUUGUUUCUCAUUUUAAUAUAAGAACAAUUCCAUAGUGGAGUAUUGUGUGUGAUGAAGUUGUGUUUGUAAAUUAGUUUCCAGUACAACAACACUACUCUAGCCUUGACUGGAGGGCAAAGCAGGUCUAAAUAGCAACCGGCUGAUUGACAGUCCAGGUGUGGCCAGGUGCCAAUCAGCCGCAUCUGAGGGGAAACAGCUCUCAGAGAGACAAGCAGGAAACUGAACCAAAAUAAGAGCGCUUACAGGAAAUAAAAACAAACACAGAGGAAAAAACCUAACUAAACUGUCAGUGACAAAUUUGACACAUUUAUUAAAAAAACAAAACUUCUAUCGAUAUUUGCAGUUGCGGCAUUUUGUUAAUAUGAAGGUGAAAAAUGUAACAAAGACCAGCAUAUGUUUAAUUGAACUGUUUACAAAAGCAUAUAAUUCAGAAACUAUUGAUAGAAGUGUUUCAUGCUUGUAUAAGAAAUCAUAUUCAACUUUAUAUAUUAAAACAAAAUGGGAGAAGAAAGGAGGGGUAACUACAUCUGAGGAAGAAUGGACAAUAAAAAGGAGAUAUCAAUGGACUUGUAGCAGCUCACCCAAGUGGAGAGUUUGGCUGGGAAAGUUUUAUUCCACCUUCUCAGAAGUCUCAGUAUGAUAACAACUCCCCUGCCUGUUGGACAAAUUGUGGGAAUCUAAAGGCAAACCACUAGCAUGUUUUCUGGGACUGCUCUGCCAUAAAGGACUAUUGGAAAGAGAUACACCAAGCUCUACAGGAUAUUUUCAAAUCACCCCUUGAAAGUAACAUUCUGUUUUUCACACAUCGCACCUCAGGAUUGGCUGAAAAAAGAGAAAUACUUCAUGAAUAUCCUACUA
Messenger RNA from Nerophis ophidion (straightnose pipefish), 3704 nucleotides. Its product is annotated as gastrula zinc finger protein xLCGF3.1-like. The transcript has 2 exons. Bases 475 to 1518 code for a protein of 347 amino acids. The record is from RefSeq and is a predicted model, not a curated record. Lineage: Eukaryota; Metazoa; Chordata; Actinopteri; Syngnathiformes; Syngnathidae.